Messenger RNA from Didymella exigua CBS 183.55, 2654 nucleotides. Its product is annotated as Pet127-domain-containing protein. The record is from RefSeq and is a predicted model, not a curated record. Gene Ontology annotation, biological process: mitochondrial RNA 5'-end processing. Lineage: Eukaryota; Fungi; Ascomycota; Dothideomycetes; Pleosporales; Didymellaceae. The transcript has 2 exons. Gene Ontology annotation, cellular component: mitochondrial envelope; mitochondrion. Bases 172 to 2538 code for a protein of 788 amino acids.
GAGAGAUAGCAGAUGGUGUAACUGGCUGUUCAAACGCACGUCAAAUAGGUAGAGCGGCGUUCGGCGGUUGAAGGCGGUGACCACCGACAGAAUUUCUUAGAUGGAAGGCGCGACUGUGCUAUCGUUGACGCGUUCAACUCCACGCUCGUUCGCCCCAGUCACUCUGUUUCGAUGCUCAGGAGCAGCAAGCACAUCGCACGGGCUGCGCCAUGGCGUAAUUCCUCCAUAUGCUGUUUCUGCGCCGCUCGCGGCCAGCCCAUAGCUCAGCAACGGCGAGCCUUCGGCGCCACCGAGGUCCUGCGCAAGAGGUCCAAGGCACACCAGAAGAAUGACCAGAACUUAAAGGUCUUUAAGGGCGAGGUUCUCCAGGACAAUGCAUCGUCUAAGAACAAUUUCUCAGAAAAGGACAGGUCAGACGAUCUCUUGAAGCAACUUCCAGACGAUGUGCGGAUCAAUGAUACAACGGACAAAGAAGCUGGCCUUGCAAAAAUAAGAAAAGUGGGUCUGAAAGAAGGAAGAAGUGCGCGGCUGGGUGAGGAUGGUCUUGCAGGCAAGUCCCUCAGGGAAGCUCUCUUGGAGUUGUCAGUGGAAGGGUCAACGGCGCAGCCACGCCAAAAGAAGCAGCGGAGAACAGAUUCACCGGACCUCAAGGUGGAGGAGGUGGCCGCGGAGGACUUUGAAUUCGAGCCCGUCGAGGUCAACAUGCCUUCCGUGCCAAUGCUGGCCUACGGCCUCGACCGCGUCCUAUUCAACACCGGCAUCUACCGUCUGCAAGACCCCCGGACAGGCGUCUACAACUUCGACCCGUACCUGGAGAAGAUCAUGCCUGUCGAAGAGUUCGACUUCGACGCGCUGACCGAAUACAAGACAUCGUCGAAGGACGAGGAUCUGCUCGCUGUCACAAGGAAGCUAGGUGUCAAAUAUACAGGAUCGACUUCCAGCAUGUCCAGUGUACUCCAGCACUUCCAUUUCUUGCUAUCCGCUCACAGAAUGCUGAAUCACAGCAUGCUGUCAAGGAAUUUUCCGGACUCAACAAACAAAUUUUCAAAAAUCACAGCAGGACCAGACGCCAUCUUCUUGCGAUAUAAGGAUGGAGUGUAUGCGAUCGACGCCGACAAGACAUACGACACCCCUAACGUCAUGAGCUGGCUCGGCCACUCCCUCGAGAAGCUACUCACAACCGAACGCACCGAAUUUGAGCGCUACCGCAGAUCGAAUCCAGAGCAGACACCGGCUGAAGGCGAUUCGGCAAAAUGCUUCCACUACUCAAAGCAGGGAAGCAUCUUGAUGCGCUCUCAACUCGACGCUCAAGACCCCCGUCUACCCGGCGCUGGUAUCUUCGAUCUGAAGACACGAGCUGUCGUCUCCAUUCGCAUGAACUAUAGGAAAUAUGAGGAGGGUCUUGGAUAUCAGCUGCGCUAUGCGCAGGGUGAGUGGGAGUCGUUCGAACGAGAGUUCUACGAUAUGACCCGCGCCACCAUGCUGAAGUACUCGCUUCAAGCACGUAUGGGCAGGAUGGACGGUAUCUUCAUUGCUUAUCACAACAUCGAGCGCAUUUUCGGUUUCCAGUACCUCAGCCUUUCGGAUAUGGACCAGGUCCUUCAUGGGCAAACCGACACUACUCUGGGUGACCGGGAAUUCAAGCUGUCCAUUGGUCUGAUGGAAGAGCUUCUUAAAAGAGCCACCGAGAAGUUCCCUGAGACGACGGUCCGCAUGCACUUCGAAACCCGCCCGUGCGGUGAAGGACAGCAGCCUUUUAUGUAUGUUUUCGCCGAGCCUUUGACCGAAGAGCGCGCAGACGAAAUCCAGAAUACCGGUGCACAAUACGCAAAGGAAUGGGCACGCCGCGUCGUGGGUGUAGGCAAUAAUGAUCCCGAGGCACAAAAGGAGUGGAAAGAUCUUCAAGAAGAAGUCGACGAGCAAGUCAGCGAGGACGGCACCGCAGAUAAGGCCAUCAGUACCCCAGCAGCGAGUCAGGAAGUCGAGACCUUCGCCGAGGGCGAGACUACCACCGAAGGCGAAACCACCACCUCCGCCGAAUCAGUCGCCGAAGACAUCGAGAUCGAUGCGAACAAACUCCUACCCCCCAAACAUGAGAAGGAUCAGAGCAACGGCGGCCCGCUAGCAGGCUGGACCCUCACAGUUCGCAACAAAGUAAACGGGCACUACCUGAAGCGUCCCGAACAACUCGAGCCAGAGGACAACUGGCAGAUCGAGUACCACAUCUCUGACAUCGACGGCGAGACAGUUUGGAACCUGUACAACGCGACCAAGGAGCGCCGACGUCAGCUCAUUGGCAAGGACGAAGAAGAGGAGAAGAAGGGGCUUGCGCAUUUCCGGAAGAUCAUCCAGAGAUAUGCAUCGAGGGGCCAGAAGUGGAGGGCCAAGCAGGAUCAGAUCGACGAGGAGAGGGGUGUGCAGAUGUUCAGGCCGUUGGGUCCGGGGACGCCGGAGUAUGCGGCAAGAGCGAGUGGUGAGGCUGGCCCCCAGGCUUCGGUUGAAACUAUAUCUGAGGUUCCUGUGCAGAGUAAGGAGUAAUGGUGUUGAGAUGUAGAGUGAUGUAACAUAUUGUAUACUGUAGCAUAAACACGACCGAGUAUGACUGUACAACAGAGCAUGCGGUUAGUUAGAGAUAUCAUAGCAUCAACAGGCGU